GGGUUUUUUUUCCAGCAUAACACACGUAGACAUGGCAGACAUGAGUUACAGUCGGAGAAUUGCGGUUUGGACCUGUGUGUGUCUCACAUCUGCUCAGGAUGUCAGACACGUCUGGUAACUCAAACAUGGAGGAGAUGGUUUAGUAUGAUACAGGUCCAACCGAUCUGCGAUUCGUGUUUAGUCGCUACACAGUAAAAAAGACGUGAAUUUGUUUGGAAAUGGUUGAUGAUUAAAAUCAGGGCAAAGUGCACGACUACAUAAGUCAGUGAGGACACACGCAGAGUAGGCUAUCCUCGCCAUUGCAUAACUUUUACUUCCAUGUAUCUGAAGUUGGGCGCCAGGAUUUGAGCGCUAUGUGGUACUUUUGCGAUGUUUUCGGCCGUAUAUGGCAGUCGCCGUUUAUUUUGUUUUAUUUGUUUGCGUUUUGGAUCGCACCUGCGUUCCUGCAUCCGCAGUGUUUGGAUUUUAAACCUCCCUUUCAGCCUCAACAAGAACUACAGUUCUGUCAAAUGUAUAAAUACUUCGGCUGCUGUGACUAUGCCAGAGACCAAGAGCUGAUGGCAAAAUACUAUCGGAUAAUGGAUAAUUUCGAUUAUUAUGGGUAUUCCAACUGUGCAGUUUACGUCCAGGAUUUGCUCUGUCAGGAAUGCUCUCCAUACGCUGCUCACCUUUUUGAUGCCGAAGACCCCAGCACACCUUUACGGACCAUACCUGGACUCUGCCCGGACUACUGCUCUCAGUUCUAUUCCAAGUGCAGAUCCUUUCUUACCUUGUUGUCUGAUGACCCACGUCUUUCAGAACUUGAGCAUGACCAGCGCAGACUUUGUCAGUACCUCGAGCUGGAUGACCCAGAUUACUGUUAUCCUCAUCUGCUGAGCAAUGAACGGUUGACCAAAAAUCUGGGCCGCACCUCAGCAGACUCUGAAGGCUGCUUGCAGCUGUGUUUGGAGGAGGUUGCCAAUGGACUCAGAAAUCCUCUUGCCAUGGUUCACGCCAAUGAUGGCACGCACAGGUUUUUCAUUGCUGAACAAGUUGGCCUGGUCUGGGUAUACCUUCCAGAUCGAUCAAAGCUGGAAAAGCCAUUUCUAAACAUCACAAAGGCUGUGCUGACAUCUCCAUGGGAAGGUGAUGAAAGAGGCUUUUUGGGACUCACCUUUCACCCCAACUUUAAAUACAACGGGAAGCUUUAUGUUUACUACUCUGUUGAGGUGGGCAUUGAUGAAAGAAUCCGUAUUAGUGAGUUCCGGAUCUCUUCUACAGAUAUGAACGUGGUUGACCAUGGUUCAGAGAGAAUAAUUUUGGAGAUCGAUGAACCUGCUUCUAAUCACAAUGGUGGGCAGCUUCUCUUCGCUGAUGAUGGAUACUUAUACAUCUUUACUGGGGAUGGUGGAAUGGCAGGAGAUCCAUUUGGGAAAUUUGGAAAUGCACAGAACAAAUCUGCCCUUUUGGGAAAGGUUCUGCGCAUUGAUGUAGAUGACAACGAAAGGGGGCCACUUUAUAGAAUCCCACCGGACAAUCCGUUUGUGCAUGAACCCAAAGCUCGUCCAGAGGUGUUUGCCUACGGAGUGAGGAACAUGUGGAGGUGUUCGGUAGACAGAGGAGAUCCGAACACCAAGGAAGGAAAAGGACGAAUCUUCUGUGGGGAUGUGGGCCAGAAUAAGUAUGAGGAAGUAGACAUUGUGGAGAAAGGCCGGAAUUAUGGCUGGAGAGCAAAAGAGGGCUUCUCUUGUUACGACAAAAAACUCUGUGCCAACAGCUCCUUAGAUGAUGUUCUUCCAAUUUAUGCAUAUCCACACAAAAUGGGUAAAUCUGUCACAGGUGGAUAUGUUUACAGAGGCUGUGAAAAUCCAAAUUUAAAUGGAAUGUACAUAUUUGGAGACUUCAUGAGUGGACGCCUGAUGAGUUUAAAGGAAAACAGAAACACACACAAUUGGGAAUUCAGUGAGAUUUGCAUGGGUGUGGGCCUGACUUGUUCAUUUCCAGGGCUCAUUAACAAUUACUAUCCGUACAUCAUAUCGUUUGCAGAGGAUGAAGCAGGUGAACUCUAUUUCAUGUCCACUGAAAUACCAAGUGCAACAUCUCCGACAGGUGUUGUGUACAAGAUUGUUGAUCCCUCAAGACGUGCACCACCAGGAAAAUGUCAUUAUGAGCCUCUUUCAGUUCGUGUUAGGAGCAAACUUAUACCAUUCGAGCCAAAGGAAACACUAAUAGGAGUCCAUGUUCCAACAAAGAAUCCCAGACUCUCAAAUCCAGAGGAACCUCCUGACACUGGCUCAAAAAACUGGCUUCAAGAGCUGCUGGACAUCUUUAGAGAGCAGGACGAGCAGAUCACCCCCACACCAUUCACCCCAACUACACUCAAGCCCCUCAGGACAUCCAGGCAGAGGAAAGGUAGACGCAGGAAGGGCAAGCACAAGAACGGAGCAGUGAGAUUGGUCGGGGAUGAAGAGGGUCGGAGGGAUCGGGGAAGGGUGGAAGUAUACGCUAAUGGGGAAUGGGGGACCGUUUGUGACGAUCUCUGGAACACUAAGAAUGCCAUAGUGGUUUGCCGGCAGCUCGGGUUCCAACAUGCACUUAAGGCUGCCAAGCACGCUGAGUUUGGGGAGGGGACGAGCCUGAAGAUUAUUCUGGAUGAUGUGCAGUGUUUGGGGACAGAGGAAACUCUCUUGGACUGUCAGCAUGCUGGGAUUGGCACACACAACUGCGCUCACUACGAAGACGCAGGAGUGAUAUGUGGAAAUUCAGGCCUGGAAUAAUCUGAAAACAAGCUUUUUGUUAUUAGUUGUAGCACAUAGGUCUACCUCAGCUUUACCAACUGCAAUACAGAAGACAUAUGGACUAUAAUAAAAUGUGAUAUUUGAAUUUAAUUUUUAUCUAACAAAGCAUUCAUGUUCAUGGUUUGAUGCUCAAAUUCAUAGACCUAUGUGGAUGUUUUAUUUUGUCUAAAUCAAGGAGGUUUUGUUAUCCAAUACAUUACGUCUUUGCAUAACUUUUGUAACAGUUAAUUUUUCCAAUAUUCAUUCACAAAUAAAUUUGGAGUGAUGA
Molecule: messenger RNA, 3045 nt
Organism: Onychostoma macrolepis
Lineage: Eukaryota; Metazoa; Chordata; Actinopteri; Cypriniformes; Cyprinidae
Gene: hhipl1
Product: HHIP-like 1
Exons: 9
Coding region: 354-2756 (800 amino acids)
Cellular component (GO): membrane
Source: RefSeq, a predicted model, not a curated record